UGGCGGAAUCUAAAGGCAACAAAAAGUACCCUUCAUUCUGCAGCAGUAUUUUUCCUCGUCAUGAAGAGUCCUCUUCCUUUCCUGGGCUGGGUUAGAGCGGCGAGCUUGUUCCUGUGCUUGACCCAGACCGUCCUGGCCAUGGUCCUCACCAACUCCACGCGCCUGGAGUCCAUCCUGGACAGGUACAGGGACAAGGAUGAGGAGUGGUGGAGGGCAAGGCCGAGAGGGAAGAGGGCCAUCAGCGAGGGCGACAUGCACCUCAUUCUGGACCUGCACAACAAGCUGCGUGGCCAGGUCCACCCUCCUGCCUCCAACAUGGAGUACAUGGUAUGGGAUUAUGAGUUGGAGAGGAGCGCAGAGCACUGGGCACAUACCUGCCAAUGGGAACAUGGACCGAGCCACAUGUUGACACAGAUAGGCCAAAACCUCGGAGCGCACUGGGGCAGGGACCGUCCCCCAACCUACCACGUCCAGGCCUGGUAUGAUGAGGUGAGAUACUACAGCUACCCCUACUCCCAGGAGUGUAACCCUCACUGCCCGUUCAGAUGUUCUGGACCCGUGUGCACUCACUACACUCAGCUGGUGUGGGCUACUAGUAAUCGUAUUGGUUGUGCCAUCAACGUGUGUUACAACAUGAACGUGUGGGGAAUGAUCUGGGCCAAAGCUGUGUAUCUGGUCUGCAACUACUCUCCUCCGGGGAACUGGUGGGGUCAUGCUCCAUAUAAAUAUGGGACGCCCUGCUCCGCCUGUCCAGCCAGCUACGCAGGAGGCUGCAGGGACAACCUCUGCUAUAAAGACGGGGGUGUGGACAGACGUCCUCCUCCUGAGAUCGAGGAGACCAACUACAUUGAACCUGAACCCGAACCAGUGAGGGACAGAGAUCCCCAGCCCAGGGCCCAGUCGCCAGACCCCUCCCCCAAUGACAACCUGGACAGAAACCAGGCUGUCAGCACAGAGCAGAUGUGUCAACAGGUCGAGUGUGACACUAAACUGAGGGAUCAAUGCAAGGGAACAACCUGUAACAGAUAUGAGUGUCCGCCCGGCUGCCUUGACAGGGCUGGAAAAGUGGUUGGGACUGGACAUUAUGACAUGCAAUCCAGUGUGUGUGGAGCUGCGUUACACUCUGGUGUUAUUGACAACGAUGGAGGAUGGCUGGAUGUGACCCGGCUGGGCAGGAAGCAACAAUUCACCAAAUCAUACAAGAAUGGUAUUCAGUCAAUUGGGAAAAACAGAAGUGCAAAUUCCUUCAAAGUAGAGUCAGUGCCUGUCAAGGCUGUAAGAUGCGAUACCACCGUGGCACUUUUCUGCCCCUUCAAGAAACCUCUACGACACUGUCCCAGGUUGUAUUGUCCCAGGAACUGUUUGCGUGACGGUCGAGCCCGAGUCAUCGGGACAAAGUUUUACUCAGACAAAUCCAGUAUCUGCAGAGCGGCCAUUCACGCUGGAGUGAUCCAGAAUGAGUCCGGGGGUUACCUGGAUGUGAUGCCGGUGGACAAAAGGAGGCAGUACGGUGGCAGUUACCAGAACGGCAUCACUUCAGAGAGCCUAGUGAACCCAACAGGAGGGAAAGCCUUCAGAGUGUUUGCAGUCAUCUGAAAAACCGCUCUCGAGGGGCAGAGCACCGUUAAAACAUGGCCACUUCACAUCCAGCAGACCCACUCAUUAUCAUCUCACGAUCUGUAAUUACAUUCACUCCUACAGUAAAUAAUUCAGCUGCUCAGCCUCUUGACACCGAGAGCGCAA
Molecule: messenger RNA, 1743 nt
Organism: Seriola dumerili (greater amberjack)
Lineage: Eukaryota; Metazoa; Chordata; Actinopteri; Carangiformes; Carangidae
Product: cysteine-rich secretory protein LCCL domain-containing 1-like
Exons: 15
Coding region: 61-1596 (511 amino acids)
Cellular component (GO): extracellular region
Source: RefSeq, a predicted model, not a curated record